AGAACCGCGAAGGCGGAAGAAUGACGGAGUACUGAUCACACUGGGCAUCACAAAGUGAGGAAAAGAAGUGGGGAAUUGCAUGUUUGACGACAGUCCGCGUUGUUAUGAUAGACAUGGGGCAGUAUUUGUUUACGUAGUGCGUGGCGACAUGUGAUAUCUUUCUGGCUACAUGUCCGAGUCUCCGAGCUAGGUUAUGCUACUUUCUCAAUUGGACGAAGAAGCCAGGCCCUAGGCUGGCAAGAUGGGCACCGUGGUGCUCGAAGAGUACGAGCUGCUUGGCGAUGCCAAGUACCGCUCGUACGUGACCGCCAUUGACAAGGCGCUCAAGAGCUUCGAGAGCACCAGCGAGUGGGCUGACCUCAUUUCGGCGCUCGGAAAACUCAACAAGGUGCUUCUGAGCAAUGCGAGGUACCAAGUAAUCCCCCGGCGACUGACCGUGAGCAAGCGGCUGGCGCAGUGCAUGCACCCCGCGCUCCCCAGCGGGGUGCACCUCAAGGCCCUGGAGACGUACGACCUGAUGCUGCGCAGCGCGGGGCCCCAGCGCCUGGGCCAGGAGCUGUUCCUGUACAGCGCCGGCCUGUUUCCCCUGCUGGCCCAUGCCGCCAUGAACGUGCGUCCGGCGCUGCUGGCCCUCUACGAGACGCACUUCCUCCCCCUCGGGGAGCGGCUCCGCCCAGGCCUCAACGGCUUCCUCAUCGGGGUGCUGCCGGGCCUGGAGGAGGGCUCUGACCACUACGACAGGACGGACGCCCUGUUGCUGGACGUGUGUCUGAGCGUGGAGAAGAGCUACUUCUAUGGCAGCCUGUGGAAGUGUGUGCUGUGCAACCCGGCCGUGAGGCUGGCGGCCAUCAACUUCAUCAUCUCCCACUACAACCGGCGGCAGAGCAUGGAGGACCAGCUGUUCAUAAUCGGCACCGACAUCAACUGCAUGGUGCAGGGGCUGUGCGCUGCCCUGCAAGACACGAGCGUGCUGGUGCAGAGGAGUGCCCUGGAGCUGCUGCUGCUGGGCUUCCCGCUGCACAGCUGCCAGCUGGUGGCGGCCGACCGCGUGCGCGUCUGCACCGCCGCCGUCGUGGUGCUCCUCCGCAGGGACAUGUCCCUCAACAGGCGCCUUUUCGCAUGGCUGUUUGGCAGCGACGGCUCCACCACCACCAGCGGAGUGGCUGCAUCACCGCCUGCAACCACGUCUACCGCCGCCAUCCCCGACCCCAUCGAUGCGUCAACUGCCUCGGCCUCGACAUACUUUUACACAAACUCCUGCGCUUUGCUUUUGGAGGCGCUCAAGUGUUUGUUCAGCCCCUCGACGUGCAGGGCCCCCGUGCUGUCGAGCAACUUCUCCGUGUUCUGGCCCUACAGGAUCCUGGUGAGCCUGAUGGACAAGCCCGAGAUCACCACCGCCAUCCUCGACGACAUCCUCAUCGACGUCUUCAGGUCGCUGUACUUGGAGUGCAGCUCUGGCACGCUUGCCAAGUCGCAGCAGGAGAAGCAGGCGGACCGCACCCACUUUGAGCUCGUCAAGACGGCCAACCUGCUGUUCAGCUCCCUGGAGCCGGACUACCUGUGGGGCUACGUGGCCAAGAGCUUCCACGGUGCCUGCGUCAGGAGGAGCGCCGACCCCCUGCCCAGGACCCUCCAGUCAGGAAAGGUGGCCCCCGUGGGGUCUGGGGCCCCCACCCUCCAGGAGGUCUGCAUACUCUCAGAAUUCCUCCUUGAAGUCAUCUCCAUGGACUCGUACAUGGAGACGGAGCAUUUGCCAGACCUGCUGCACAGCGUGGCCGAAGACCUGCGCGAGCACUGCAGCUGCCUGCACCCUCCAGAAUUGAAGAGCGCGCUGGUGCUGUGCUCCCGGCUCCUGUCCAAGGUGCAGCCCUCGCUCCAGCCAGGUGGCUCCGAGGCUGUCCCGGGCACGACCUCCCGCUCCAGCCAGCCGGACACCUGCCUGGAACAGGCCGUGCCCCCGGGUGGGGCUGACGACCUUUGCUCGGCAACCAUGAUGGCCAACUGCGUGGCGUCCUUCCAGAGGCUCUUCCUCCGCUUCGUGGAGCUCUGGGUCCUGGUCCAGCCGCAGGAGACACUCGCCCUGUUCGGAUCUGCGCUGCUCCGCAAGCGAACCAUGCAAGGUGAUCGAGAGAAGGAGCUGCACAGACUGCUGGAGCAGUGCCUGCGGCGGGGGGAGGAGGACCCCUACCGGAGCAUCGACCUUCCACGCCGCAAGACCCCGGAGAGGGAGGUUGCCCCGGAGGUCAGCCUGGAGCUCCGGCCGGAGUUCUCGGACCUCAAGGAGGCCUACGCCUGCCUCUGCCAGCUGCUGGUGGAGCUGUCUUCCUUCCCCGCCUCCCUCGCGACGCUCAAGACCAUACUGCUCGUGGAGGUGCCGGGCACAGCAGAAGGUCCGGAAGGCACUGGCGGCCUCCCCGACUGGCUGCGACAGCUCCUGAUGCUGUCCUGCUUUGCUCCCGACCAAGACCUCCUGAUCUCCACCACGGCAACGGUGCUGGAGCUACUCGAGCUGUCUCGGACCGCGGCCGCAGCUUUGGAGCCCUCCUUUCGCGACGUCAGUCGCUGCCUGACUCCGGGGGGGAGUCAGGCCACCCUGGCCAUCGUGGUGGUGCCCAUGGUGCGCCCGUCAGACCUGAGCGCCGUGCUGGAGCAGACGCGCUUUGUCCGGGUGGUAGCCGGUAGACUUUGGGAGCUCCUCGAGCCGCACAGGGAAGCGUUGCACCUGAGGGCAGUGGAGUUGCUGCAGCUGCUGCACAACGUGGCGCCCGAGGGGGACGGGGCCUGCGAGGAUGUCCUGUGCAGGGCGCUUUCAAGUGAGGACGAGCAGGAACAAACUGAAGCUCAGAAGAGGUUUUCCAUCCUGUGGAACCUUAGUAGGAAUCUGAAGUUCAAAUCUACUCCAUCCAGUCUGGUUCGUUCGUUUGACAGGUGCCUGUUCCAGAUGCUGCACUGCCUGAGCCGCCCCUGGGGUCCCCAGCGGGCAGCUUCCCAGGUGUGGCUGAACCACUCGCUGCUGCGCGGCGACCUGGCCCGCCUGCUCGAGCCGCCCAUGAUGGUGCUGCUGCACCCGGACACGGCGCGCAUCUCGGUGCAGCACGUGAGCGUGCACUCGGGCAUGGCCGCCACGGUGGAGCCCGUGCCCGUGCUGGCCAGGGACGAGGCCUCUUCGUCCGAGGCCCGCAUCUUCGCCAUCAGCAGCGUUGGGGGCAACGUCAUCUACCACGUGGACAAGGCCAAGGUGGCGGCCGGAGCCGUGGCCCCUCUUGCCUCCGUGAAUCCGGAGAAGAGGGUGCUGGCGCUCACCUCCAUCGUUGGUCCCGAGAAGGGCAACGGGUCCAAGUUGCAGGUCGUGACGCGGAGCUCCAAAGUGGACGUGGAGUUUCCCCCGGCUUCCCUGGACUCCCUCCACCAGAUGUCGCUGUUCGUGAACCCCUUUGGCUCUCUGACGUCCCUCACCAAUGACUACCUGCUGGACUCCUACGGCUACGACGCCCCUGACCUCUCCAACGCCACCCGCAUCCACGGGACGUCGCUUCGCAAGAGCUCCUUUGACGAACCCGACGAGAACGCCGCCAGCGACAGGGAGGACUCGGCGCACGAGAUAGUGCGCUCGAUCCUGGACGAGAUCGUCGACCUCGCCACGUCCAUUCCGAAGGGUCUGCACGACGACGAUGCCGCCGCGUCAGACUCCGUCUUCCACGAGGAGUCCAAGAGGAGCUCCGUCGGAGCGUUUGCUGGCCAGCCAACGGCCCACCCGCUCCACUCGCACCUGCUCCUCUACUGCCAGGUGUUCGACUCUCAGAAGACACUUUACGCGCUGGGCGUGCUCAAGCUCGUUGUGGAGUCGAACCCGCGCGCGGCGCUGUGCAGCAUGGCGACGACGAGCGUGAGCAGCUCACUCUCGCAGCGCGGUGCGCAGCUGCAGACGCUGUUGGCCCGGCACCGCAAGUCGAUCUUCGGCAACAACUUCCACGGGGAGAUGGCGCCCGAAGCCCUGUCCGGGUACCGCAGCAGCAUGUUCCUGGAGGUGCUCGUAUCGGCCUGCCUCUACUUCGUGCGUAGCUACUACCCGAGCCUGCCGCAGGCCCAUCUCACGGCCGCCGAGCUGUCAGGGAACCGGGAUGUGCGCCUACUAUGCUGUGAGCUGCUCCGGCUGGUGUUCUCUGAGAUGGUGGCAGUGGUGCGGGACAGCGGGCGCAGCUUUGCAGUGUAUUUGGGGGACCUGCUGAUGCGGUGCAAAGUGCAAAAGGCACUGCUGCACUGCCUGGUGGCCUCGGUGUACGGGUUCCAGCAGAAGACGGGGUCCGACGGGGAGCGGGCCAUCACCACGGACAUCAUCGAGUUCAACGAGAAGGUGCCCGUCGGGGAAGGCCUGGCCGAGGAUUUCCAGGAGACCUUCCAGGUGUACCUGCUGCAGCUGAUAGCAGCCCUGAUCAUCUUCGAGGACCGGGUGGCAGCACAGAUGGGCGACGACACCCACCCGGCACACAAGCCCAGCACGGACAAGGUGGCCCAGAAGACACGCUUCCAGCCACAGAUGUCCACCCUUCGCUACCAGCAUGGGGUGCCGAUCCCGUGCCAGGCCAUGUUCGGGACGGCCACGCUGACGGCCCUGCGGCAGCAGCACAAGGCCCAGCUUCACUCCCACUGGCUGAGCCUGGUGAUGUGUGCCCUGCCCUUUGCGGGCAAGUGCCUCACCCAGCUCGUGCUCUCCGUGGCCAGCCAGGUUUGCUCAAACCUCGAGGCCGUCGUCUCCGACAGGGCAGGGCCCGGCGUCCAGGGAGAGGGUGUGGCCAGGCCCCCGGACUACCUCAUCUCGUUGGUGGAAGGGCUGACCCUCCUCUGUCACUACUGCCUCCUGGAUGGGGUGGCGGCACCGGCUGUGAACCCGGUCACCCAGCAACCGCCCCCCGCACCGCCGGCCCUCACGCCCAGCGCCAACGUUUCCCAGAUCAUCUACAACCUCAUCCACGUGUUCUCCAACACCGACCCCCAGAAGGAUCUGAACAACCGGGAGAGCGGGGGCAGCCUGGACCCAAUCCUGUCGACACGACGCUCCCUGCUGAGCAACCUGCCCCGCAUCCUGGCUGCCCUGGUCACCGUCUGGGAGGCGGUCUCCCGGGACGACGGGGGGCCCCCCGCCGGCAGCGGGGCCAAACAGUCCCGGCUCUGGAUCAUGGGUGCGCCCAAGGUGGUGAAGCAGCACAUCCUGAGUUUCCUGAGCCCCAUCUCGCUGAGCUAUGGUUCAAACUUUAUGGCCGCCGUUGCGGUUGUCUGGUACGAGCGGAGAAAGAAGAAUGCGGUCCCUCAACGUAAGGUGAUUCCCCAGUGGAGCCCCGACCAGUUGCUGCUGGUGGAACUGGUGUCUGCCAUCAAGGUGCUUCCGAUGGACAGCGUGGUCCAGGUGGUCAGGCAAGUCCUCCGCCAGCCACCGCCCACCAGCCACGACAAGAAGAAGCGUGUGCCGCUGGAGGUGAGCGUGCUGCAGUUCUUCCUGGCGUACGUACAGCACACCCCGGGCACCCAGCUGCUGGAGUCAUGGAGCGCCCUGCUGGGGCUCUGGAAGGACGGCCUGCAGCUCACCGCCCUGCCCCUCGUACAGUUCCACCUGCUUGGGCUCCUGAACGAGUUUGUUCAAAGGGCUCCUCUUCUCGAGGACAAGAAGGACCAGAAGGACUUGCAGGACAUCACUCAGAAGGUGAUUGAGGCCUGCAGCACUGUGGCCAGCGCCUGCCUGGAGCAGACGACAUGGCUUCGCCGGAACCUGGCCGUUCGGCCGGGACCCCAGCCCGACAUUCUGGGUAGCGAUGCCGAUCCUGAAGUAGACCCGACCUCGAGCACAGACACUCGCAUGCUCACAAAUGGGGAUGGCAGUGAGUCGCCACCUUCAACGUCGAAUUUCGCCACGUCGUCACAUGCGCAGUACAGCGUGCAGGCACUGUCAGUGUUGGCUGAGUUCCUGGCACCAGUCCUUGAUGUGGUGUACGUGAGUGAGGAGAAGGAGAAGGUGGUUCCCCUGCUGAGCAGCAUCAUGUGCUACGUCACGCCGUACCUCAGGAAUCGCAGGCUGCACAACGUUCCCAGCUUCCGGGCCUGCUCCCAGCUGGUGUCGAGCCUGUCGAGCUACCAGUACACCCGCAAGGCCUGGAAGCGGGACGCCCUGGAGCUGCUGCUGGACGCCGCCUUCUUCCAGAUGGACCAGCCCUGCAUGGCACACUGGCGCUCUAUUGUAGACCACCUCAUGACCCACGACAAGACCACCUUCAGGGACUUCCUCGCACGUUUUGCAGUAACGCAGAGCGGCUCGCUGAACAUCUUCAGCAGCAAGGAGCAAGAAUACGAAUCUCGUGCUCAGCUGCUGAAGCGACUAGCCUUUAUCCUCUUCUGCAGCGAGCCAGACCAAUACCAGCGCUACAUGCCCGACAUUCAGGAGCGCCUGGCCGAGAGCCUGAAGCUGAGCCACGUGCCUGCAGUGCAGGCGCAGGUGUUCCUCUGCUUCAGGGUCCUCCUGCUGCGCAUGUCUCCGCACCAGGUGACUUCACUGUGGCCGGGAAUCAUCACUGAGCUGGUACAAGCAUUUCUACAGAUUGAGCAGGAACUAUCAACAGACUCUGAAGCAUUUGGCAAACGGAAUCCCAGCUCGCACCUGCGCAGACUCCAGGGGCUGGACAGCAGCUGGGCGGUGAGCAACGGCCUCAACGCCCACAACCACCCGGCCUGGCUGCAGCUGUACCUGUCAGCCUGCAAGCUGCUCGACCUGGCCGUGGCCCUGCCCGCCGACAUGCUGCCUCAGUUCCAGAUGUAUCGCUGGGCCUUUAUUGGGGACAACGCACCGCUGCUGUCGUCUGAUGGGACCCAGCCUUUGCAAGACAACUCGAAAAGCGAGCACCACGAGUUUGUGCCACACAUCAUGAGGCUUGCUGCCCUAAUGAACAAGAAUAACCCGAACUACGAGCCGCUCGUGCAGCGUGCCGGGCACCCGUUCCUGACCCUGACGUCCAUCAAGUCGCUGUACGACAUGCAGGGCUUCUUCAACAGCCUCGUGGACAGCUCGUUUCGUGCAACCGAGCUGCACGCGUCCUCCGGCGGCCUGCACAGAGACGCCGCCUUCGACGUCGUUGCCUCCUCCUCCCGAAGCCAAGAACUCUCCAAGUCGCGCUCGGCCCCCGAGCUCAGUAGCGCAACGACGCCGAGCGUGGCAACGGAGGAAAGCGGCUUGCAAACGGCGCUCCAGUUUGUGGAAUGCGUUCUCGAACACGAUUUCCUCGAGGCGCGGCAGUCGUGAGAGGAACCCUCGGCGCUCUUGGUCGAGAAUCUUGCCGCCAGCUGCGCUCGAGCGGCGGAAAACUUUUACUUCCCGGCAUCUGGAAACGUUACGGGGGAUGUUGCCGUUUGGGAGAGUCGAGAUGACGCCUCGUCGGAAAGGAUGUUUUGGCCAGUUUCAAGUGAUGCAGAACGUCGGCGUGAAGGUGCCGGGCCGUUUUCGUUUUGCCCGUCUCUUCGCCGUCAGUGUCUUGUUCGGACAUUUCUAUGUGUUUCUCCAUUUGCGUAUGGUAUAGUGCUGUUUGGUGCUACGGGGCACUAAAUAGAGCGAUGGACUGUUAUGACGGGGCCAGCGGAAGAUGUUUCUGCUGGAGGUUCGGAACGAAGUUGGUCGUACGGCGCUCCUACGCAGGGUCCAGAAAAAAUAUAUAAUAGAUCGGAAACGCCAGAGACGGUCCUCGCAGCGACGCUUUGUUGUUACACCGGUGCCUAGGAGUUCAGCUAAGCUGUGCGUUCCUCCUUUCAAAUGUCAUUGCCAUAAGCUAGUCACAACGCACUUCUCUCCUUUUUGGCUUUUUGCUGGCGGAUUCAAGUGGCAUGAAUUAUGUGAUUGUACCGUUGAAUUUCGAAUCGAGUUACGGUUACUUUUUAUCGCUCUUUUCUGAAACUAUCUUCUCGGGUAAAAGCCUUACAGAGUACUUGAGGGAAAAGGUCUGCGGUGGGUGCAAGCAAUGAUUUGCUCUUGGUUGUGAUAGUUGAGCCUGAUUGGAAGGUUUGCUUGAAGCCAAAUUACGGCGACUUUGCAGGCUUGGUUGAUGACUUGCAAUUUCUAGGGUGAGGUAUAGGCAUACUGCUACCUAUAUGUAAAUGUUGCUUGUACCUUAUUGAGAACAAUUGACCGAGGCCCAGUGUUGAUUUGCUGCACCCACAAAUUUACUGAGGCAAUGCUGUACAAAUUACUAACUAGAGCCGCAUCAUACCAUCAUUCUCGGGUUACAGCUUGUGUCUGGUAUGCUGCAAUUAUGCAUUUUGCGGGAGUUUGCAACGUCAUUUUAUUGUAGCAAGGAAAUCUCCGCAGCGUUGGCUUAUUUUGUUAUAUCGUUGUAAUGUUGACUAUUCUGUGCGACGCAAUAGGAUUUUAAAACUGCAUGUGGCAUGUGUUCGAGGCCAAUUUAAUGUGUGCAUAGUGCACACCAUGCUGUGUUGCGGUGUAUAGUGGAGUGCAUGCAUCACCAGUGCAGAAUAGUUUGCCAUGUUGAACCUGCUUGGAUGACAUAAUUUAAAUCUAUUUUAUUAUAUAAAUAAAGCAAGAUCUCUUCUUUGCAAGUAAA
Molecule: messenger RNA, 8594 nt
Organism: Ixodes scapularis (black-legged tick)
Lineage: Eukaryota; Metazoa; Arthropoda; Arachnida; Ixodida; Ixodidae
Product: protein dopey-1
Exons: 34
Coding region: 242-7285 (2347 amino acids)
Biological process (GO): Golgi to endosome transport
Cellular component (GO): trans-Golgi network; endosome
Source: RefSeq, a predicted model, not a curated record